Messenger RNA from Menidia menidia (Atlantic silverside), 2046 nucleotides. The record is from the annotation of a GenBank genome assembly. Lineage: Eukaryota; Metazoa; Chordata; Actinopteri; Atheriniformes; Atherinopsidae.
AUGGCGGAAGCGGCGCAGCAGCCACACCUGGUGGAGAUCGACCCGGACUUCGAGCCCCUCUCCCGGCCCCGGUCGUGCACUUGGCCCCUGCCCCGGCCGGAGUUCAUCGUCAACCCGGGCGACUCCAACACGUCCUCCCCGGUGCCGUCCGUGAAGCAGGAGCCCGCGGGAGGCACGGCGGAGUUCAUCAGCAGCCUGAGCCUGCUGGAGGAGAGCGAGGACUUCGCGGAGCAGAAGUGCGCCGAGUUCCAGUGCCAGGAGCCCUGCGUCCACCAGCCGGCCCCCCAGCAGCAUCAGCACCAGCACCAGCAGCACCAGAACCCGCAGCUCCCGCACCUCCCGCAGACGCAGGCGCAGACGCAGCAGGUGCCUCUCCUGGGGGCCCCGGUGGGCUCCUCACCGUCUGCAGCCGCGGCCGCAGCAGCCGCGGCCGCCGCCGCCCAGAGGAAGAGCAGCUCCUCCCGGCGGAACGCGUGGGGGAAUAUGUCCUAUGCAGACCUCAUAACCAAAGCCAUCGAGAGCUCUCCGGAGAACAGGCUGACGCUAUCGCAGAUCUACGACUGGAUGGUGAAGAGUGUGCCUUACUUCAAAGAUAAAGGGGACAGCAACAGCUCUGCGGGAUGGAAGGUGCGUUUGUUUCAACAUCUUUUGUCAUACUUUUUUUCUUUUCUGGGAGAUGUGGAGAGUUUAUUGAACUCCAUUAGACACAACUUGUCCCUCCACAGCCGCUUUGUGCGCGUCCAGAAUGAGGGGACGGGGAAGAGCUCUUGGUGGAUGCUGAACCCAGAGGGCGGGAAGAGUGGAAAGUCCCCGCGGCGCAGAGCUGCCUCCAUGGACAACAACAGCAAGUUUGCAAAGAGCAGAGGAAGAGCAGCAAAGAAAAAGCUGUCUCUGCAGGGAGGCCCUGACGGGGGGGCCGACAGCCCGGGGUCCUACUCCAAGUGGCCGGGCAGCCCCAACUCCCACAGCAACGACGACUACGACGCCUGGAACAGCUUCCGGCCCCGCACCAGCUCCAACGCCAGCACCGUGAGCGGCCGCCUCUCCCCCUUCAUGCCCGAGGACGACCUGGGGGAAGCCGACGUGCACAUGGGCUACCCGGGAGCCCCGGGGACCAAGAUGACCGCCACGCUGCCCAGCCUCACGGAGAUGACGGGCUCCCUGGGACACGGCCCUGAAAACGUCAUGGAGAACCUGCUGGACAACCUGAACUUGCUCUCGCCCAACAAUCCUCAGGUGGGGGGCGGGGCGGCGACCCCGGGCUCCUCCCAGUCCUCGCCCUCCUCCAUGAUGCAGCCCAGCCCCGGGUACCCGGCCUACAGCUCCCCGGGCAUGGCCUCGCAGUCCCAGCAGGACUACCACAAGUGCGUGUACGGCCAGGCCAUGCCCCUGCAGACGCUGACCGAGAGCAAGCCCGGCUUCGGGCCCGGCAUGGGUCAGUACAGCUGCCCCGCCGGGCUCCUGAAGGAGCUGCUGACCUCCGACACUGACCAGCACGGGGAGCUGAUGCCCUCGGUGGACGCGGUGGGGUCCCAGCCCGCCGGCGGCUGCAUGCUGCCGGCCUACAGCAGCGGUCAGCACGCCAACAAGCUCUUGGCGGGGGGGAACGGUCACCUGCACGGACUCUCUCACCCCCACCCGCACGGCGUGCACGGCCAGGCCCCGCCCACGUCGGCGGCCAUGAACGGGCGCCUGCUCAUGUCUCUGAGCUACAGCGGGGGCUCCUCGCGUCUGCCUUCGGUCAAGAGCCCCAUGCAGAUGCCUUACGGUCUGUCCGGCCACCUCAGUGGGGGGGGCGUGCCCGGAGGCUUCUGUCCACUCAACGGAUACAGCCGGCCGGGCAUGUCGGCGCCCUCGCACGCAGAGAAACUGCCCAGCGACCUGGACGACAUGUCCAUCGAGAAGUUCGAGUUCGACAUGGAGACGGUCCUCCACGACACGCUCAUGGACGGGGACUCACUGGACUUCAACUUCGAGCCCGUGGUGACCCAACAGGGGUUCCCUCACGGGGUGAAGACCACCACGCACAACUGGGUGUCUGGAUAG